CGAGGAGCGUGGCGGAGCCACAGUGAAGCCGCAGGUUGAGCUGACAAAGGAGCUAGGGGUGCGGCUCGGUGCCCCUCGGAGGCCUGCGGACCUGCUACCUUCUCAGGCCUUCCUCCUGGCUGCGGUGCUGCCGAGGCCCAGCCGCGCCUGCACGGCCAUCCCGGCCCUGCCACCCGCGCUGCGUGGUUCGCUGACUUGUGUGCCCACGGAUCUGCUUCUGAGUCCCGCCGCCAACUACGCCUCCUUCCUCCAGUGCAGAUCAACAGAAGAGAUUCUUGGGUCCUAGAGACCAAAGAAAGAAUCAGCAGGAAUGCCCAGGGUGAAUGAUGGAUUGCAGAGCCUGGCUGAACUCAACAAAAAUCCAGUGGGAGGCUUUUCAGCAGGUUUAAUAGACGACAAUGAUCUCUAUCGUUGGGAAGUCCUUACUAUUGGUCGUCCAGAUACACUUUAUGAAGGUGGUGUUUUUAAGGCUUAUCUCAUUUUCCCAAAAGAUUAUCCCCUCCAGCCUCCUAAAAUGAAAUUCAUUACAGAUAUUUGGCCCCCAAAUGGCAAGCUUCCUCUGAUUUGGAACAAAAUAAAAACAGGCUGGUCUUCCCUUGUACCUGACACAGGCAAAUUGAGCUGGCCCAGACAGCAGAGCUCUGUAAGGCAUGUUGAUAUUGAUUGCUUCUUUGUCUCAGGGGCUAUAAGAAAUAUAACAGAUCUCAAAGGAAAAACAGUGGCUCUGUCAGCAACUAUGGCACAGGAAGGUCACCUUUUCAUCGUGGUGCUAACAUCCAACUGGAGUGGCAGUAUUACCAAAAUAAAAUCCUGAAAGGAGAAGCAGAUCAUGCUGACCCAGAAAGUGGAGAUCUGAUUGCUGAGAUUAAAGGCUUGAGCCACCAUGAUUAUCUGUAAUAAAGUGAGGUGUUAGAGCCUGUGGCCUAGUGAAGUGAACAUCAGGGCUGGGCGAGUAUGGACUCAGAGAUGACCAACUCUGUGUGUGUGUGUUCUUCAGUCUCAGGUUCUUUUUGUUAUUUGACCUCUAUACAAUAGGGUCUGACUACAGGUUACUCUUUACAGGACCGGUGGGUGUAGGUCUGGCCUUAGAGAUAACAAACUCAGAUCAGGAGAUUUACAUUUGAGUUAAUACAAAGCUCAGAGCUGCCUCAGAGCUGCCUCAAAGCUGCUCAAAGCUGCAGAGGCUUGAGAGAUGCAGUUUUGUCUUGCAGGCCUCACUUAGAGAGUUUCUGGCCAAAAGAACAUUUUUAACAGAUCCAUACAGAUGUGGUUCAAAAUGAAGUUCAAACUUAGAUCUAAAAUUUUGGCCUGCCUACUACAUACAAAAUUAUUAUAGAUUUAAGAUUUUCAUUAGAAGGUUAUUCCUCAAGAAAUGGCUUGCUCUUAACAUUGGGUGUUUAAAUUUUUUAAGAAAAUGAUUUUCAAAAGGUGUUAAGAUAAAUAUUUUGCCUAAGACACUGCUUUAAGUUCGUCAUUUAAGCUUCUGAUGUCCUCAAGAUAGAUGCAAAACAAAUACUGAGAGAUAUAACUUGGAGAAAGCUACCAUAAGUAUUUGUCAACAAUUGAUGAUAUAUGUUCACUUCCAUUCCUUAACAAAGAGAACAUUAAUAUAAAAUCUCUCCAAAUAAGGUUUUGACAUCCUCCAAUAAAGAUUUGAUAUAAUAAUAAAAAGUUACAAAAUAAAAUCAUAAAAAUAUUUUUUAAAAAAAGAAUGUUUUAAGAGCAUGAUAAAAUGUUUGUUCCUUAUUUCAAACAGCAAUCAAAUUGAUUAUUAUUAAUCAUUAAUCUAUUACAUGACAAGACUUUUUGACAAAAUUAAUAAUUGUUAUCUAAAAGAUAAAUUGUUAAAAAUUUGCCUCUAUACAUGUUUUUAUAUUGUUAUAGAUUUAUACAUGCAUCCUAUAAAAAUGCAUCUACUAUGGGAGUAAAGCUCAUAUAAUUAGAUCCCAUGUUUAUUCUUUUGAGUGUCCCCUUGCUUCAGCACAGAUAAUUGAACUGGGUACUGUAGCUGUUCUUUUAAAAUGUUAAAAAUCAAACUUUUGAUUUUUAUAUUAAUAAUAUACAUAUAUAGCUCAUGGCUUGCAAUUGCUUAAAGUUGUUUCUUUUUAAUGAUACUAAUUCUUAACUUUUACAAUUAUUUAUACAAAUACAAUUCAAAAAAUUAAUCAAAAAUAGACAUACGACUAUUGACAGCUUUUCAAGCUUUCUAGUUAUAACUGUUUUAACAUAAGAAACAAAAUAAAAAAUAAAAUUAGUCAUUACAUAUGUUAUUUUUAAUAUUAAAUGUUCCAAAUCAGAUUAAGACAAAUAUUAUAACUGAUUAUUAUAAUCAGUCAUUUGAGAUGUCUUAUUAACAAUUUGAUAUUGGUCAUAUUACUGAGAUUCCUCAUAAUUUGCAAAGACAAGAUAUUAUAGAAUAAGCCCAUAGAACUUUGCAAUAUUUUUAUAAUAAAAGAGGGGAGAAUAACAUCUCUAUAUACCAUAAAAUUUUAAAAUUUUUAAUGCCAGGGAACUGUGUAGAGAAGAGGUAUGUUUGUGUAGAGAAGAGGUAUGUUUGUGUUCUUUCUACAGGAUGCUGAAGGAACAUGCUAGCUGCCAGAGUAUGCUGAUGCUGAGAUUUCACCCUGGCUUUCCACCUUGUUCUCCAGCCUUUUGGGGCCCCUCCUGGGUCUUUUGUUUCUUUUGUCAUUUGGCCCCUGGGCCUUUAACAGAUUAACCAGUUUUGUUAAAUCACAGAUUGAUUCUGCCUUGACAGACGUGGAGGUAGCAACCAUCGGCCUUCAGUUCUCUACCCUUGCUGCAGGCAAAGAGCUUUCUUGGUUCCUAAGCAGUAGAAACGUCAAUGCCAGAGAGGGUGACCUCCGGCUCCUAAUAGUGGCUGAGGGCCAUAAGCUGUGGAGUAGCCAAUGACGGGAAAUAUUGUGGUGCCAUGAGCCAGAUGCACACUGCCUCUUGGCUGCAGGGUGACUCCAUGACGGGAUUAUUGUGAGUCCGCUACCUGGAUGCCCGUCACACCCACCAAGGGCCUGAUUAAGCCAUUGGAGUGGGAUGUGAUGCCAGGAGUGGAUGCAACUUACAUAGCCUAAGGCAGAGGCCCUGCCCUACUAGGAUCUAAAAGGGACUAGUUACUGCGGUGCUGGACGUGGGGGCAAAACCACAUAGCCUAAAACAGGCUCUCUGCCGACCCUCUUUCCAUAGCCACCCCCCAACUUAAGAAAGAAAAAAGGAGGAGAUGUGGGAAGCCAUCCUGAGCUAUUCGGACUAUUGCUUACUCAUGGCCCUAAGGUGGUGGCUGCUAAAAUACAAGAACUAUUAACUGGAGCCUCUCCCGUGGGCAUUGGUUUAGCCAUUGUCUCGAGAUAACUGCAGAAUGGUCCUGCCUGCAUCAUCACCCGCCGACUCUGGUAAUUGCGGUGGAAGGAAGUCCUGAGAUAACUGCGGCAGGCUCCAGCCUGUGCAAACACCUGUUGUCUCCACCGGAGGACCCUUAUCUCUUCCUGCUAAACUGCUAGAUUGCCCUUCCUUUCUUUGUCUUUGCCUUGGGGUACGCCCCUCCUGAAAGCCUUAAAACAUGUGUACCCCAACAUUAAACGAGGCUUUGACACAA
This is a messenger RNA of Apodemus sylvaticus (European woodmouse), 3607 nucleotides long. Its product is annotated as ubiquitin-conjugating enzyme E2 pex4-like. The transcript has 9 exons. Gene Ontology annotation, biological process: protein polyubiquitination; proteasome-mediated ubiquitin-dependent protein catabolic process; DNA repair. Gene Ontology annotation, molecular function: ubiquitin conjugating enzyme activity. The record is from RefSeq and is a predicted model, not a curated record. The coding region runs from base 311 to 814 and encodes 167 amino acids. NCBI's taxonomy places the organism in Eukaryota, Metazoa, Chordata, Mammalia, Rodentia, Muridae.